UCGGUUAUAACAAACGACAGUUCUGUCAGUAACGUAACAACUGUUCCGCUUUUCGAAACGUAUCCAAAGGAGUUACUGUACUUCGCAGCGAUUUCCUGUAUUGUAUUCGUCUUCAUUGGAGUACCUGGAAACUUCGUGACCAUCGUAGCCUUACUCAAAAGUCCUCGAUUGAGAAAUGUCACCUCGGUAUUUAUCAUCAAUUUGUGCGUGGCCGAUGGCCUAUUUUGUAUUUUUAGUCUUCCGCUCGCAGCGUCCAUGUUCAUACACAAGAUGUGGAUCUACAGUGACUUCCUUUGUAUGAUUUUCCCUCUGCUUCGUUACUCAAACGCUGCCGUUUCUCUCUUCACCAUUAUUGCCAUUACGGUCAACAGAUACGUCAUCAUCGUCCACCCCAAAAGCUACACGAAGAUCUAUACUAAGGUGAGCAUUUCAGUUAUCAUCGCGUUUAUCUGGUUGGUAUCUUUUGCAUUGCUGACACCCACUGCCUUCGGAAUUUGGGGAAAAUACGCAUUUAGUCCCGAAGUGGGGACGUGUACAGUGGUGAAAGUUAACGGAAAGUCGUCAAAAACUUUUAUUCACACCUUGGCAUUUGUUAUACCAAGUUUCACUUUCAUCUUUUGUUACUCCAGGAUAUUCUGGAUCGUCAGAAAAUCGGAAAGAAAAUUAAAAAUCGGGCAUGGAUUAAAGAAGGAAGAGAAGAGCGUGAACUUUAGAAUAAAAUGUUUCGGGAAGAAAGCGGAAAAAUCGGAAAGCGAAAGAAAGCAGAAACAAUCUAAAGAUUUAAAACUGCUAAAGGUGAUUCUAGUGAUAUUUUUAGCUUUCAUCCUCUGUUAUUCUCCUGUUACAUUUGUUAAAAUCUUUAAAAAAGAGAAGAGCAUGCCUAUUUUGAAUAUCAUAGGCUACCUUGGUGGUUAUUGCACCGCUUGUAUCAAUCCUAUCAUUUAUGUCAUUAUGAGCAGAGAAUACAGAAGAGCUUAUAAAGAAAUAUUCAUCUGUAAUAAUAAAGUUAAUAGUGUUGCAGAGACACGCACUACAAGCUUAUAAACUACAUUUUUUAAGCGUUUGUUCAUAUGCAGUAUUUACAUUUUGCAUUAAACUAUACAAUUAAAUACAUUAUAUGUAUGCAUAUAUGCAUCCUAUAAUAAGUAGUAUUAUAUUGUUAUAAUGCAAAUAUGUGAAAAGGAUAAUUACACGCCUUUUAAUAAAUUA
This is a messenger RNA of Centruroides sculpturatus (bark scorpion), 1209 nucleotides long. RefSeq names its product G-protein coupled receptor moody-like. Gene Ontology annotation, cellular component: membrane. Gene Ontology annotation, molecular function: G protein-coupled receptor activity. The transcript has a single exon. Lineage: Eukaryota; Metazoa; Arthropoda; Arachnida; Scorpiones; Buthidae. Gene Ontology annotation, biological process: G protein-coupled receptor signaling pathway. The annotation marks the transcript as partial. The record is from RefSeq and is a predicted model, not a curated record.